Messenger RNA from Lytechinus pictus (painted urchin), 3445 nucleotides. RefSeq names its product cornifelin-like. The coding region runs from base 301 to 714 and encodes 137 amino acids. Lineage: Eukaryota; Metazoa; Echinodermata; Echinoidea; Temnopleuroida; Toxopneustidae. The transcript is spliced from 6 exons. The record is from RefSeq and is a predicted model, not a curated record.
GAAAGAAAGAAAUAAAAAAGAGACAUACAGACCGGCAUAUGCAGACAGAGAGUUGGGAGCUCGACAAAAGAGAAAAGGAAAGCGAAAGAAAGAAAGAGAGAGGGAGAGAAAAUUGUGGAACGUUCACCAUAUUUUACUCUUUUUUUAAUACCAAGUAUAAACAUAACAGGCGUCCCUGGGGCGGAUCAACUGGUGUGUGACGCUACCAGCAGCGCUAAUACUACAGUCCUCAUAUUCCUGGCGUGUGUACAUAUCCACAGGUUCUUACCGCUCAGUAAAUAGGGAGUUUAGAUCAGCACAAUGGCCACUCAAUAUCAAAAAUGUGAGACUCGUGAAGUGGUAGUCACCCAGCCAGGCGCGACGGUGGUGCACGUGACUAGCACGGUGACCAAUCCUCUGAUGCCACGUGGUAACCCACGUGACUGGCACACUGGAAUCUGCUCCUGCUUUGAGGACAUUCCAAUCUGUCUGCUGGGUGUGUUCCUUGGCCCAUGUCAUCAGUGCUGUAUCGCGUCUGAUAUGGGAGAGAACUGCUGCGUGCCUUGCUGCGUACCAAACUCACUCAUUACGAUGAGGACCCAGAUUAGAGGGCGCCAUAACAUUCAGGGUACGAUCCUCAGCGACUGUUGUCUGUCUACUUUCUUGGAGCCGUUUGCACAAUGUCAGCUCGCGCGGGAAGUGAAGGCCAUUAAGGGGGGAAAAGCACAGGCCUAAGACCACUAGCAACGAUCUAUGAGCUCUACAGCAGGUCACGAGCAAACGACAUCUUACAAUUCGCAGACAUUUACACUUUAAAUGUAGUUUACUUACACAAUACUAUUCCGAUGAUUCUAAUAUUUACAAUUGACUUUGAUUUUUUCUCCGUGUGUAUGGGCUAGGAAAAUUGUAAAUUUAUUUCAUUGUUAAGAUGUCGAAAUUCAAACACAGUCGACUGAUUUUCCAAUGCCAUUUUCAUUGUUAUUAUCAUACAUUCUACCAACCUAAUAAAAGUAACUAGAAUAUGGUUGGUUUGGUAGAAAUGGUGUUGUGACGUGCAUUUAGCAAUAGUAAAGCUAAAAUCGUUUCCAAGUCAAAUGCGAUGAGGAGCAAUGCGGAAUGGUACACUGAAAAAAAAAAAUUUGGUAAAAUUUUAACCAGCACGAGGGUAAUUAUGUAUCCAACCAAUUCGGGGCAGUAUUUAACCCAAUGCGGGGAAGCAUAUUGUCAAGUAAGGUACAAAAAAUAUAAGCAGCAAUUAUACUUUAGAGUGGGCACAAUUUUCAUCACACUGGAUAAAAAGAUAUGCCCAAAAGAAAUGCCCAAAGUUGGUUGCACACAAAAUUACCCUCAUGGAGCAUUUUUACCCAUUAUGUGUAGCUAAAAGGGAAUGAAACGAUAUUUGCAUUUAGAUGGACCUUUAAUAAUCAUUUUUUUAACUCAUUUUGUUCUACCAUGAUGUUUAACUGUAAUUAGGUAUGAAUGAUCAUUGGCGGCCAAAGCCAAAAAUUUUAUGGGAAGGACGCAGGAAACAAAAUUGACAAGCCAAAAAACAAAUUAAGAAAAAAAGGUUAUCAACCAAAAUUUCAGGGAGGGACUACCAAAACAUUUUGACAAGCAAAAAAAAAAAAAGAAAAAAAGUCAUCAACAACAAAUUUAGGGGGGACACGUCCCCCCGCUUCCGCCGCCUAUGUAAAUGAGAGCUUCUUGGUAGUACAAAUUUGAAUUAAACAUCAGCGAAGCAUUACCAAUCUAAAACAAAUCUAUAACUUUUCCCUUAAUUUCUGUGUAAGGGGUUUAAAGUGUCCCCAUUUAGCAUGUUUAGAUAUUAGAUUGAUAAGAAAGCUAUACCACAAAAUUUUGGACCAAAAACUUUCCCCUUUACAAGACGGUCCAAAGUGCAUGCGUUUAGAACGCGUCUUGGCUGAAACAAUUUCAGAAUCUGGGGAUAAAAGUUCCUCGACUGCUUUUCAAAAAAAAAAAAAAAAAAAAGGUUGCUUUAGAUUGACAACAAAAUCGACUCACCUAACAUGCCUAUAAGGAGUAUAUUCUUUCAAGAAUGGUUUAUACUUUUGAGAAAAACAUGCGGUGUUGCAAUGGAUAAAACCUUGUUAUUAGGAGAUAGAGAAAGUAUCAACAUGCAACAGUAAUGAGCAAAUAAAUAAUUUUAACACCUUUUUUACAGUGUAGCCUAUUCGUAGUCAGAUAGUGAGGUGUCGGAAAUGAUGCUCACCAGAAAGGUAAAUUCGAGCAAAGGCAGUAAAGAGCAUUUAAUAUUGUACAUUUUAAUACUCAGAUUCUGUGUGUGUCUAUGAUUCAAGGUUAUAUAAGAUAUUCAAUAAUUAUGAAUAUUUUAUAAUCGUAUUACUACACAUCAAGAUGUUUUUUUUUAAUUGGAAUUAUAUGGUGAAAUACUUAAUGAUGCAACCUUCCUAAUGAACAGGUUAUUAACUUGUUAAAAUUGUCGUUUAAUAAUCCAUUGUUUUCUUAAUACAUUCAUUUCUUCAUUAUAUUGUUAUAAUGUAGCAAUGAAUAGAUAGUCAUACAUUGUAAUUUAGUAAGUACUGGUCAUGCGGACAUGCCUUAUUUCUAAUUAUACAUAGGAAGCAAACAUUACCUUAGCACUCUCUCUAUAGUAAUUUCUUGUAACUUCUUGCCUUUUAUAAUGUUCUGAGUGUGUAUUCACAGUAAUUUGUACAAAAAUAUUGACAAUCUAUAUUUGUCACCUUGCUUAGCAUAUAAAGGGAUAGUAUAGGUAUACCUGUGUACUUACAAUAUGAAUAAGUAGUUAAAUGUCAUUUGUGCUUCAGAAAACGUUUUACAAAUUCGUAAAUAGAAUACAAUCCCUGGAUUUGGUAACUUGGUCCAUAUUCUGGAUGAAUAUAAAUGUAGAAGUUACUUGUUUCAAGAGGGGGGAGCUACUGGCCCCAACUCUGAAGUAGAACAUAUUUAUGGGAACAAUAAACCGAGGACCCCAACAACAAAGACUCAUUAAUUCAAAACAGUGGACUCAUCAAUAAAAUGGCGUAGUUAACCAUGGCAACAUGCGUCAAUUUGGCGCACUUUGACAAAAACGCGCAUUAGUAUUGGACAUUUUUGUAAUAUAUGCGGUAAAUAACCGUAAUUUAUAAAGGAAAUCUGCAUAAACCAUGGGUUCAACCGAUGGUUUUAAAAACUACCUUAGUGAAUUCGGGCCACAGCGUUAAGAUUUUUGACCCCUUGACUUCUGUGUGUAUAGGCCUAUAAAAUCACUCCAAAAGUUGCAAGGGGAUAUUUCGAAGAGAACACAAUUGCAGUGACCCUUUCCAGUGCCUUGUGUUGGGGAGAACCUCGAUGCAAGAAACCCCCUUCCAACAAAUCAUUCAACAGAAUCAAUUUUAUUACUAAAUUAUAAUUAUUGAGUAUUCAAUUUUAGGUAAAUACCUGUACAGGUAUGCACUUCGAAAAUAAAGACUAGACAGUAUCAGUA